AUGGCAGAAAGACAUACCGUUUCAAAGAUACUGUUUGUACUCUUCCGUCUCGGAGAGUUCAUCAGUGCUGUCAUAGUUUUGGGCAUCCUGAGCCGAUUCACCUACUUGGCUAAUCUUGCCGGCGUACAUGUCGAUGGCCGUAUCAUCUACACUAUGGUCACUGCCUGUCUUGGUAUUGUGUACACGAUCCUUCUAUGCAUCCCUAUCGGUCCUCUCGUUGUCACCUUCCCAUUCGACACGGUCCUCUUUAUCAUGUGGCUCGUGGCCUUCUGCCUCUUGGAAAGUAGAACUGGAAUUCAUGCUUGCAGCUCCGGGUGGUACAACAACUACUGGGGAUACUACUGGGGUCGAUGGUGGCGUACUGGCCCAGUCGGAGUUGUGCGUGUCAAUAAUGCCGGCUGCUCCGAUUAUAGGACGGUUCUAGCGUUUGCGUUCAUUGCUAGUAUGAUCCAUAUCGGCAGUACCCUUCUGGUUCGUCCAUUAUCUUAUUUUCUCGUCGUUUAA
This is a messenger RNA of Clonostachys byssicola, 504 nucleotides long. NCBI's taxonomy places the organism in Eukaryota, Fungi, Ascomycota, Sordariomycetes, Hypocreales, Bionectriaceae. The record is from the annotation of a GenBank genome assembly.